AUGGAGUAUUCGAUGACCACGACGACGACGACGACGACGACGCUUCCUUUUUUUAAUCCUAAUCUCAGUUAUGAAAGUUUAAGAAAAUUCAUACAGAGCAUGAAUUUAACAGAAGAAGAUCUUUAUAGAUUUUUUAAAAUGCAUUUUCCAAACGAUACAAUUCGAGGUUUGAUACUUGCACCGAGAGAAAUUUGUUUAUACGAUCCAGAUAAAUAUUGUGAUGGAACUUUAAAAGCUUUUGCCAACGGUUACAAAGAUGUUCACGGGUACCUGAGUCUCAUGGUUUGCCUUUUUGGAACGAUAGCAAAUCUCAUUAACGUUGCAGUUCUAACAAGAAGAGAAAUGGCUACAAAUCCCAUUAAUAGAAUUUUAACCGGAUUAGCUGUUGCAGAUGUAUUGGUUAUGCUCGAAUACAUUCCAUUUUCCGUUUACAUGUAUUUAAUUUUUCCGGGACAAAGAAAUUUUCCAUAUUCUUGGGCAGUUUUUAUUUUAUUUCACGUACAUUUUUCUCAAAUAAUUCAUACGAUUUCAAUAUGUUUAACUCUUGCAUUGGCGGUAUGGCGGUAUAUAGCCAUUCGGUACCCGCAUAAAAGCAUAACUUGGUGCACGGGUCCAAGAUGUCGCGUGGCUAUCGGUACGAGUUUUGUAUUACCUUUAAUUCUCUGCAUACCGUCCUAUUUUGUUUUCUACAUAAAAACAACGAGAAUAACUGAAAAUUCAGCUGAAAUUUAUUUGUAUCAUUUAGAUUUAAGUGAUGUUGCCAAAGAAAACGAUCAAUUGUUGUGCAACGUCACGUUUUGGACUUACGGAGUUUUAAUCAAAUUGUUACCCUGUGUUAUUUUGACGGUGAUAAGUAUUCGAUUAAUUAAAGCUCUCUACGAAAUUAACAAACGUAACAAAUUAUUAAAAACAGCAAAUUCUACUCAUCAUAAUGAAAAUUCCGUUGAGAGACGAGUCAUUUUGGCGAAAGAAAGAACAGACAGAACAACCAGAAUGUUGGUCGCCAUUUUAAUACUUUUCCUUCUUACUGAAUUACCACAAGGUAUUUUAGGAUUGUUGAGUGGAAUAUUGGGCACUUGUUUUUUCCGUAACUGUUAUAAUUUAUUUGGAGAAAUAAUGGAUAUAUUAGCACUCGUAAACAGCGCUAUAAAUUUUAUACUUUAUUGUUUCAUGAGUCGUCAAUUUCGUCAAACGUUUGAAAAAGUUUUUAAAAUAAAUUUAUUUACCGAAAACGUACCUCGUAUCGGUCCCCCAACGGAUAUGCAAAGUUCGUACGUUUGA
Pediculus humanus corporis (human body louse) is the source of this 1281-nucleotide messenger RNA. RefSeq names its product class A rhodopsin-like G-protein coupled receptor GPRmys, putative. The coding region runs from base 1 to 1281 and encodes 426 amino acids. Gene Ontology annotation, biological process: G protein-coupled receptor signaling pathway. NCBI's taxonomy places the organism in Eukaryota, Metazoa, Arthropoda, Insecta, Psocodea, Pediculidae. The transcript is spliced from 5 exons. Gene Ontology annotation, cellular component: membrane. The record is from RefSeq and is a predicted model, not a curated record. Gene Ontology annotation, molecular function: G protein-coupled peptide receptor activity.